Messenger RNA from Perca flavescens (yellow perch), 2375 nucleotides. It is a transcript of the gene hapln3, whose product is annotated as hyaluronan and proteoglycan link protein 3. The record is from RefSeq and is a predicted model, not a curated record. Gene Ontology annotation, molecular function: hyaluronic acid binding. Gene Ontology annotation, biological process: skeletal system development; glial cell differentiation; central nervous system development. The coding region runs from base 97 to 1209 and encodes 370 amino acids. The transcript is spliced from 5 exons. Lineage: Eukaryota; Metazoa; Chordata; Actinopteri; Perciformes; Percidae. Gene Ontology annotation, cellular component: synapse; perineuronal net.
CUCUGAGUGAAUACAGUCCGGUGAGCGCAGAGGAUGAGGAGGAGAUGAGCUGAAGACACACUGGUCGGACAACUGCUUAUCUCAGAGGACAGCAUCAUGCUCAGUCUACUGCGCCCCCUACUGGCCGUCUGCUUGUACCUGCUGCUACCCGGCUGCCAGGGCUGGAACCCCCCCGGGUACAACAAUGGCUUUCACUACCAGGACAUCAACGGGAACGGAAACGGAGAGAUCUAUUUUAACGGGGUUCGCCUCCUCGUGGAUUCCCCGCAGCUUUUAGUGUCGGCCGCCAGGGGGAGCACCGUCACCCUCCCCUGUCACUACCACUACGAGCCUGAACUGUCCGCACCACGCAGGACCCGGGUCAAAUGGUCCUGGUUGCCUGCCAACACCAUCCAUGCACCUGCUUCCCCCGAAGCCUUGGCCAGGGAAACUGAGGUUAUGGUCGCCAUGGGCAACCGUCACCGCAGCUAUGGCAGCUUCAGGGGCCGCGUGCGCUUGCGACGCUCGGCACCAGGGGAUAUGUCCCUGGUGAUCAAUGAGCUGCAGCUCAACGACACCGGCAGAUACCGAUGUGAGGUGAUUGAUGGCCUGGAGGACGAGAGUGUGACGGUGGAGCUGGAGCUGCGGGGCGUGGUGUUCCCUUACUUCUCUCAGAAAGGACGCUACCAGUUUAACUUCUUUGGGGCCCAAGAAUCGUGCCAGGAUCAGGAGGCCACUCUGGCUACUUUUGAGCAGCUCUUCACAGCGUGGGAGGAGGGGCUAGACUGGUGUAACGCUGGCUGGUUGGCUGAUGGCACAGUGCAGUAUCCAAUCACAGUCCCACGUGACGGCUGCGGUGGCGUGGAUAUAGCUCCUGGUCUGCGCAGCUAUGGACAACGGCAUCGCCUUCUCUACCGCUAUGAUGCUUUCUGCUUCUCCGCCUCGGUCAAGGGGACUGUGUUCUUCUUAAACGACCAGGCCAAGCUCAACUUUACAGAAGCGGUCCAGGCUUGUGUCAGCGAUGGAUCUCAAAUUGCCAAAGUGGGCCAGAUGUACGCCGCCUGGAGGAUGAUGGGAUUGGACCGCUGUGAUGCCGGAUGGUUGGCUGAUGGGAGUGUCCGUUAUCCUAUAACAAAGGCCCGGGCUAACUGCGGCCCACCAGAACCAGGGGUGCGUAGUUUUGGGUUCCCCCCUCUGUACCUGAAAUUUGGCGUCUACUGUUAUCGGUAGAUUCUUUCUCCACAACACAAGAGACAAACAAACCAUUCUAACGCACUGGCUCAAAGCUCUGCUUGAGAGGUUAGCGUUGGCUGUAGCCUGGAAGCAAAUUAGCAGUUAGCCACUUUGUUCAUUUCUGAGCUAUUUUGAGGCCAUCUGGGUUAAUUGCUCUCCACCUCCAUAAGACUGUAACUGAUCAGUAUUGAACUCAACUACCAGUCAACAGCUGUUAAACUAUGUGCAUCCAUCAUGCAAUGUCACUUGUACAAAUUGUCUACAUUAUAUGGCCAGAAGUAUGUGGAUACGACCAUUACACCCACAUCUCUUUCUAAAACUAUUGGCAUUAUUUUGCUGCUGUAACAGCCUCAGCUCUUCUGGGAAGGCUUGCUACAAGAUUAUGGAACCUGGAAACCACAACGACAGAAAAAGAGAACACCUUCCCAUAGUUUGUUUGUAGAGUCAGUAAUUCUCUGCUGCAAGUUUCCCCACACAAAUCAAAUCAAACUAAUGUUGCUCCAAAGUAUUUGCCACAGUUUCUUAUUGCCUUUUUGAUAGCUUAAGAAUGACCAGAAAGGGGGGAUAACACAUGGCUGCGAUCUUCAUACUCAAAUUAAAUCACUGCUCCCCAACUGUACCUCAAUCCUUCAUCUACCCUGUAUUUAUUCAACACAACAUUUACAUUGUCUUUUUCUGCAGUGCUCUCCAGAACAUUUAAACAUUCAAUCUUGGGAGCUUCAUACUACAACCACAAACUUCUGGGUUAAGUGCCUUGCUAAAGGGCAGCUUGAUGGUUGAGGGAGUGGAGAGUGUUUGUCAUUAUUUUCCUGUCAGAUCUUUCCAGUUGGUCCACGAUUGUACACUUACUAACUGAAGGUUACUCUUUCUGUCUUUCAAACACGGUGGAAUAUACUGGAGUCUUUGUUUGUCUCCUGAAAUGUCUGUGUAUCCCAUUUUAUUAAGCAUUAUGCAUCUCUUUUUCAUUUUUCUGGGUGAUUAAGAAUAGUGCUCUAUGAUGGAGAGUUAUGAGUGAGUAUCUGUAUUGUUGUAAUAUUUAAACUAUCUUGUUUACAUCCAUUGUGGAAGAAGAAACUGUGUUUUGUUACAUACAUGUAUCUUUUGAUUUUCAUUAUAUAUGUCUACGCAUUUGUACUAUUUUCUACAAAGUAAUAAAAACACCA